CAUUAAAGUCUAAAAAAGAAGAAGAAGAGCAUUAAGUAAAAGAGUGAGACACAAAAGUUGAAGCUGAUCCGAACCUGAGGUCCGUGUCUAGAAACCGAGGCUCGGAGCUCACUGAGCCUCACGAAAAAAAGCCAAAGCAACCACACUCAAAAAAUAAUGGAACCCAAACCAAAGCUAGAGAGAGAAAACCAAACAGGGUUUUAGAGAGAGAGAGAGAGAGGGUUUUUAGAGAGAGAAAGGAACGACAGAUGGGUCAGAUCGUGAGGAGGAAGAAGAAAGGGCGUCCUUCUAAAGCAGAUCUAGCUCGCCGUUCCGGUCAGUCUCCGGUGACCUCUCAAUCGGACUUACGACGGAGCCGGCGGCGGCGAAAUGUGAGGUAUAAUAUAGACUACGAUGAUUACAUCGACGAGGAAGACGAGGAGGAAGAUGAAGACGAGAGAAGGAGAGAGAAGAAGAAGCUGAAGCUUGUGGAGAAGCUCAACCAGGGUGUAGAUGAGGAGGAAGAAGAUGAAGAUGAAGAGGACUCAUUACCCAGUCGCGGUAGGCCGCGUGUGGUACACGCACGCGCGGUUCAGUCUGAGAAACGAAAGUUUGGAAGGAAAAACGAUGAUGAUGAAGAAGAAUAUGAAGAGGAAAGGGAAGAGGAAGAAGAAGAAGAAGAAGUUGAAGAAGGGAAUGAUAAUGCAGAGGAACGUGAACAUGAAGAUAAAGGUGAAGAUGAAGGUGAAGGUGAAAGGGGUGAGGUAAAGGGUGUAAAAGUGGAUUCCAAAGGGCUCCACUCUGUUACAGGAACCCCUUUGAAGAUUCUGUCUGUGAUUCCGUUGCCGGAUAAGAGGACUCUUGAAUUGAUCCUUGACAAGCUUCAGAAGAAGGACACAUAUGGUGUGUAUGCAGAGCCAGUUGAUCCGGAAGAGCUUCCCGAUUAUCAUGAUGUGAUUGAUAAUCCUAUGGACUUUGCCACCGUGAGGAAUAAGUUGGCAAACGGAUCAUACACUACAUUGGAACAAUUUGAGAGUGAUGUAUUUUUGAUUUGCUCAAAUGCAAUGCAAUACAAUUCGUCCGACACGAUAUACCACAAACAGGCACGUUCAAUACAAGAACUAGCUAGAAAGAAGUUUGAGAAGUUAAGGAUCAACAUAGAACGCACUCAGAGUGAGCAGAAAUCUGAACAAAAAACAAGAUCCAAUUCCUUAGGUAAGAAUCUAGCAAAAAGGCCACUUGGUUAUGCUUCACAGGAACCUGUUGCCUCUGAUUUCUUCUCCGGUGCAACUCUUGCGACUACUGGAAAUGUACCGCCAAUUUCCCAUCCAAUGCAAGGUACCCUCUCUGAAAGGCCUAGCAACAUUGAUGGCCUUGUGGCGGGGAAUGCCUUCUUUAUCGAUGCAAAUCAAGAGAAAGCAGAAGACUUUAUGUUAGGGAAAGGCCUUCUCUCCAAGAUGGGAAGGAAAUCAUCUGUGCAAGAUUAUGAAAGGAAAUCCUAUGUACAAGAUUAUGAACGCCGUGCUACUUAUAAUACAUCUUAUUUAUCAGCUACUGGAUCUGAUUCAAUAUUUACGACAUUUGAGAGUGAAGUUAAGCAGUUAGUUACUGUUGGACUUCAGGCUGAGUAUUCCUAUGCCAGGAGUUUGGCUCGUUAUGCUGCAACUCUAGGACCUACUGCCUGGAAAAUAGCUUCUCAGAGGAUUCAACAGGCACUGCCAUCUGGCUGUAAAUUUGGCCGUGGUUGGGUUGGCGAAUACGAACCACUCCCAACCCCAGUAUUAAUGCUUGAUAACCGUGUCCAGAAACAUCAUAGUCUGCCAACAACGUUGCAGUCUACUACUAAAUUAACAAAGGCUGGUAAAGAUGGUAAAAAUUUAGAAUCUACCUUGGAACGUCCUGUAAAUGAACAGAUGCUUGAGGGAAAACAGCCUUCAAUUCGCCCUGGUAGUGGGUUAACAUCAGAAGCAAAAUCAUCUUUGUUUAGCUCUGCUGGAUUAACACCGAAUACGUCUACCAGCCUCACUCAUCAGCAACCAAAUGUCCAAACCAGGAACAUUGGAAAGUCUGAGAAUAAAGGUUUGAAACAAGUGGAGUUGAACUCUCUACCCUCAAGCGACCAGAACAGUGCUAGUUUAGUUGCAAAACUUAAAAGUAAUGCUCCUGCAGCUGUUUCUAAACCUAGAGAGAUGGUACCAAGUAGCAUGAGUAUUUUAACAUCUAUGCCUUUCAAGCAGCCAGAUGCUAACGGGGUAGUUAGUGGAGAGUUACCUAAUGGAACAGUCCGGAAUACUAGUUUCAAUAGACGGAUGACUGCUCCGCCAUCUGAAAGUACAUCAACUCAAACAGUCAGAUCAGCUCCCUUUGUUACCCAUGGGCAAGAGCAGAGUCUUAGCGACCCAGUUCAGAUGAUGAGGAUGUUAUCUGAAAAGGCUCAAAGGCAGCAGGCUUCUAGUUCAUCAAAUCAUCCCCCUACCGAAACUCCACAAGUUCAGAUGAUGCGGAUGUUAUCCGAGAAGGCUCAAAAGCAGCAGACUUCUAGUUCUUAUAAUCAUUCCCCUACUGAAACUCCACCAGUUCAGAUGAUGCGGAUGUUAUCCGAGAAGGCUCAGAAGCAGCAGGCUUCUAGUUCAUAUAAUCAUUCGACUGCCGAAACUACACCUGUUCAGAUGGUGCGGAUGUUAUCCGAGAAGGCUCAAAAGCAGCAGGCUUCUAGUUCAUCUAAUCAUCCUCCUACUGAAACUCCAUCAGUUCAGAUGAUGAGGAUGUUAUCUGAGAAUGCUCAAAAACCGCAGGCUUCUAGUUCUUCUAAUCAUUCCCCUACUGAAACUCCACCAAUAACUCCAAAUCCACCGGGACAGAGAGAAGACUUGAGCAAUGCUUCAGCAGCAGCUGCCCGUGCAUGGAUGUCUGUAGGAGCUGCUGGGUUUAAACAAGGACCUGAAAAUUCUAGUUCACCCAAAAGUCAGAUUUCUGCAGAGUCAUUGUACAACCCGGCCCGUGAGUACCAGCAGCAUAUUUCACGAAGUAGGGGCGAGUUUCCUUCUGGUGGAAUUCCUUUCCAGUCAGAGAAGAACUGUUUCCCGUUUCAGGCACUUGUACCUCAACAUCACGCAAUUUCACAGUUUUCAAACCGACCUAUGGUUUUCCGUCAACAAGUAGCCGCUUCCGACCUAUCAAGAUUUCAAAUGCAGCCGCCUUGGCAAGCUGUCCGACCUCAUAGUCAACCAAGACAGAAACAAGAAACACUUCCUCCUGACUUGAAUAUUGGUUUCCAGUCACCUGGGUCCCCUGCAAAACAAUCUUCUGGUGUGCUGGUUGACUCACAGCAACCUGACCUUGCUUUGCAGCUAUGACACAGCAUUCCAAUUCUGUUGUGCAUGUUUCUGCAAGAAUUUGACUGAUUGAAUUUCUGCUCCUGUCGUUGGAUGUUGAUUUCGAUUCAUAAAACUGAGGAAGAGGUUACUGCCUUGUCACUUUAGGAAGGGAUGAAAUGGAUACCAUGCCCCGAAGAAGAUUGUUAUCCCUUGGAUGCUAAUGUUAGGGAUCUUAAGUAGGAUUUGACACAAGGUAAAUCGACUGAGUUUCCUUUUAUUCAAAGACGUGUAGAUUUGUGAGGAAAUAGAUCUACGAUCUUUCCAUACUUUCCAGAUGAGUAUCACCGAGACGGUGCAGCCUGUAUUUGUACUAUCCUGGAGCUGAAAACCAAAAUAUCAUCGUGUCAAUUGGCUACGAUGAAGCGUUGCUUAUAUUCUUCAUUAGGUGGCAAAGUAUCCUGUUGAUGAUGCCUUGUACAUUCAAUACAAAUGGGUGAAAUCCAGUUGCCUAGAUUUUCAUUUCAUUAGAAGAUUACUUGUUUUUCUGAUUUGUGGAGAAGGCAUCACAUUAUAGUCCUUAAUGCUGUUAUUAUUAUUAUUAUUAUUAUUAUUCUGUACAUGAAAUGUUUAUUUGUCAUGAAUGCAAGAGCACAUUUGCUUUGUCUUGUUUCACCCAA
Vicia villosa (hairy vetch) is the source of this 3973-nucleotide messenger RNA. RefSeq lists its product as uncharacterized. The coding region runs from base 249 to 3335 and encodes 1028 amino acids. The transcript is spliced from 9 exons. Gene Ontology annotation, molecular function: protein binding. NCBI's taxonomy places the organism in Eukaryota, Viridiplantae, Streptophyta, Magnoliopsida, Fabales, Fabaceae. The record is from RefSeq and is a predicted model, not a curated record.